AUGGCCUUGGGCUCAGCGGGGCGGCGCUAUUUGGCGCGAGUUAAGGUCCCCUGGACCUCGGAAGAGGAUGACGCUCUGCGGGGGAUGGUUCAGGAAAAGGGGGCCUGCAACUGGUCCCUCAUCAGCAGAUCGAUCCCUGGGAGGAGCGGCAAGUCGUGCCGCCUUCGGUGGGAUAAUCGGCUCUCGCCCGGCCGCCCGUUCACCGCCGAGGAGGACGAGACUAUUCUCCACGCCCGUGCCAGGUUUGGCAACGAGUGGGCUGUCAUCGCCCUCCUCCUCAGCGGUCGCACGGGCAACGCCGUCAAGGACCACUGGAACCUCUCGCUGAAGUGGAAACUCUCCAACGCCGCUUCCUACAACAACGCUUACGACCCGCUGCCGAAGCGGUCGACUACCGGCCCACCAGCGUCCGACGUCAGCACCGCUUGUCACCAUUCUGAGAUCUUCCCCACACCGAGAGGUAGCGCCGGGUUCAUCCCCACAUUGGUUGACCUCUCCUCCUUAAUCGAGGGCGGCGGCAAGAAGAGGAGCUGCCCGGCCACAACGCUCUCCCUAUCCCCACCUGGGUCGGACCCCUGCGCGACCUACGACCACUGCCUCCGCCAGAGACGCCUGGAAGAGCUUCCUUGCGAAAAUGGGGAUCCCGCCCCUGGCGGCGACAUAGCGAAGCCAGUCCCUUGCCUGGUUCCCAGAGAUGGGGAACCUCAGCAGCAGUCUCCCCGAGACGCUGAGUUGCGCGCGCUUGUGCGGGAGCUGAUCAGGAAGGAGGUAAGGAACUACAUCUCGGAGCCUUAA
Spirodela intermedia is the source of this 795-nucleotide messenger RNA. NCBI's taxonomy places the organism in Eukaryota, Viridiplantae, Streptophyta, Magnoliopsida, Alismatales, Araceae. The record is from the annotation of a GenBank genome assembly.